Messenger RNA from Oppiella nova, 1699 nucleotides. NCBI's taxonomy places the organism in Eukaryota, Metazoa, Arthropoda, Arachnida, Sarcoptiformes, Oppiidae. The record is from the annotation of a GenBank genome assembly.
AAGCGAUAAACAAAGCCAUCGCCACCACGAAGACAUUGAACGACAUAUACCUGUGGGGUGUCCCUCAAGACAAUGCUUACCACUCGUGAUCUCCAACAGCGGCAAUGGAUGUGAAUCUAACGGAUCUGGACGUGGGGUGCGAGCCAUCGGUGGUCCCACUCGUGUUGGAUGUGCUCUCCUAUGCCUCCCAGUCAUCACCAAAGAUACAGAGUUUAGGUCUUCUACGCGACGGCGAGACACUCAUCAAAGCCAUCUCAGCCUUCGAACGGCAGACCCGGUGGCAGUCCUCCCGUGUCAUCGACCUGUACUUCAAGUACAAGAACGACGCCAUCCAUGGCUACGCGUUCAUCGACGGCUGGCUGGACGCCUACUACGGCGCCAAUCAAGUGAUAGUCACCGACGGGUUCCGGUUCGCCGGCAACGAUGAUGUGCUGGCGGUGGCGCUACUCGUGCUGAACGUGCUGUACGUGCAGAGGGUGUCACUCGCCUAUGAUCUCAAGACUCGGUUGGAGGCGCUGUGGGUGGACGCGGGCGCGCCGGCAGACGCGCUGGUCGUACGGCUCCGGACCAGAGCUCAACUCAAUGAUAGUCAUCCGGGUCUCCACUCGUGCGCACACCAGCUCUUCUCUGGUCACUCCCUACAAGAAUUUCAGUCCAUUCAGCAACGACUCACUCAAAUGGCUCAGCAAAAGCUCAUCACCGACCAGAUGAAGAGGUUGGACGAGAAGGAGAUACUACUGAGACGACAGUCGCAGGAAAUGGCGGAUUUGGGCGCAAAGAUGUUGGCGCUGAUGGCGGAGGUGACGGACUUGAAGCAGACGAACGCCAUACUCACCACUGAAGUCAAGUGGCAGAUGAGUGCCGCCAAAGAGCUCAACCAAACGGUGGCUAAACUCGAACACGAGAACCGAGUGCUCAAGCAGUUGGCGCUCCGGAACAGCUCAUACAUCCUGAACGGCAUCGUCGGCAACGAGUCAGACACCGGUGCGACGACUACCGGUGCCGCCGCAGACAUAUCAAGACAGGGAUCCGUUGCGACCGCCGGCGACGACAACGACACGAGUGAUUCGGUGAGCGAUACGGACGUGGCGUUCAAGAGGUUGUCGCUGAGCAGCGAUAACCACCCGAAGGCCAGUGAGGACACGGACUCGUCCACUGAGAUCGAGGACAUCACCGACAGUGGCAACCAUUCAGACGCGGCCACCGACGACCUGUUGCUCGAGUUGUGUCAACCGCUGGUGACCGUCGCCGCCAACGAGGAAAACAAUGCAAUUAAUGGUAAUGAGAGGAAUGGGAGGAACGGGAGCCGCGAUGACAGCGUACGGACACUGAACUCGUGGGAGGAGUUCUUCGCCAACGAUAGCAAUAAUACGACACAAGACGUGAUGAGCGCCGGGAGGGAGGAGACGGCGACGACUGUCCACACAACCGAUACUUACCAUAAAUCUAAUCAAAGUUUGGGUACAAAUGAUAACAGGAUUUCCGCAUUAAUACUGAACUGAAACCGCAAAACAAAACCCAUUUUUAUUAUUAUUAUUUGAAAAACUCUUUUAAAUCCUUUUUUUUCUUAAUAUUUCUUAAUAUUCACAGUAUUUUCCGAAUGAGAAAAAGUAAACAAAUUUUUAGGAUUUUUAUCGCAAUAUUAAUACAAAUAUUUUUUUUGGUCGUAUUUUUCACACUCUUUUACCGCAAUUUUUAC